AUGUUGUGCGCAUGCGCAAUGUUUUGUUUUUGUAUUUUGUUUUUGAGUUUUUUACCACUUAAUACUUUUUUUAGUGUUUUCGUGCCCGAAUAAAUGUAUAUUGUUUACUGUAGGGAAACUAUUUAGACUUCUUUAUCGCAGACUAUUUUAACUUCAGGCUACUUUUCUUUCCUUUAAAAAAAAAAAAACUCGGGUCUCAAAAUGUUCCAGCAGACGAUAAAGGACUUCAACCUCAACUUCAACGCUUUAAAUGAGAAGAAUAGUGUCUCCGAGGGCGACCUGAUGACGGGACACAUCUCCUUCGUCCUCACUAAGCCGACGAAGAUCACUUCAGUAGCGAUGGCACUGGCAGGAACGGCGAACGUGCACUGGUCCACCGGUGGUGGAGGGGGGAGACGGAGAAGACGUCGCAGACACUACUCUGCAAAACUGGACUUCUUUAACUUCCAAAGCGUCAUCGUGCAAGACAACAGCGCUGUUGGGGCGCAGCUCCAGCCUGGCAGGCAUGUGUACCCAUUUACAUGUCAGCUCCCACACGGCCACUUCCCGUCCACCUUCCGUGGAGUUCAUGGACAAAUAGUGUACACCUUGACAGUGAGCAUCCACAGACGCUGGCAUAUGGCCAAAAACUUUGUGACAGAGUUGAACUUUGUCAACCGCAUCAAUACCAACCAGCCAGAGUUGCAGGCUCCUCUCUCAGGCUCCAACAACAUGACUCUGUGCUGCCUGUGUUGUGCCUCUGGUCUUGUCACCAUGACAGCUAGUGUAGUGAAGAAAGCCUUCGUCCCUGGUGAAACUGUGAACAUAGUUUGUGAGUUUAGUAACGCUUCGUCUCAAACAGCGACUCCAAAGGUGGUGCUGCAACAGAAGCAGGUUUGUUACACCACCAACAAGGUCAACAAGAAGAUGGUUAUCAAAAACUUGGCGUCGGUGACCGGCCGGUCCGUCAGAGCUCACACCUCUGACGUUCACGCCGGGAUCACGCUCGCUAUUCCCGCGGCUGCACCGCUCACCAUCUCUAACUGCAGCAUCAUAGAUGUGGAUUACAUCAUUGAGGUUAGCCUCAGCAUGAGAGCAUCGCCCGACCUCACAGUGCUGUUUCCCAUCAUUCUGUGUGACACCCCUGUUUCCGCUCAACCACUACGUUAUUCGUGAGUUUGUAUCUAAUAUUACAUGACGGUGGAAUGGUUUUCUGUUCGACAACCUACUGUCACUUCUCAGUCUGACUUGUUACUCGGAGAGCCUUAUUUCUCAGGGGGUUUUGUAUCGGGCUAUAUUUGUAUUUUUUUAACACUUUAUUUUUACUGCUUUUUCAGUAUUUUUGUAUAUUUCAUUAUACUUUAAAAUUAUGUUUCUGCUUCUAUAUUGGUAACUUUGAUACUAUUUAGCUGUUAACGGUUGUCUUCCCAGAGACAAAUUAUAUGUGUUACUGUUUUGUUUACUACUUGAUGUUUUGUUUCUCUGUGUUUUUACCACUAUACACAUUCAUCUCUCUCUCCCUGCUGCAUUACAUUCUUGUACCCUUGAUAGUGUAAAUUUCAGUACUGUAACUGAAGGUUCAACAUGGUGUAGCGUCAUACUGCCUUCAUCCAGUGUGCAGAGUUUGUUAGUUGUGUCUAUGCAUCGUUCAGUAUGGAUUAAUUUACACAUCCAUAGGAAGUCUAUGCUGUUUCAGCGUAUGAUUGAGUAGUUUGAAGCAUUGGGGAAAACAUCUGUUACAGUUUGGAUAUUAUUACCAGUUGUUCAAUACCAAAGACUUUAUUAUAUACAUGUUCACUUUUAUCAUUCAGAUGAAAUUCUCCUAUUUAAAUGGAAAAUAUGUUAUUGUGUGAGAAGUCAAAUCCAAAAAUGUCAAGGGAUUAUCUCGGAUACUCCUGAAAAGUUAAUAUGACUGUUUGGAAUAUAUUAUUUUAAGUAUUGUUAGUUUUAUGUUUCUUGGUAUUGAACUGAUUCAAUACCAAGAACCAAAUUAAUGUUUGCUCCCUUCAGCAGAGAAAACACUGCAAGUACUGCAGGCUAAAUUCACGCUUUUUAGCCUAAUUAUAUGUCAUUGCGAACACAAUCAUCUUAAUUUCCUGGAGGAAAGCCGUCUCUUUGCUAUUCAGCCAGCAUGUUAAUAUUCACUAACUUUAGAUGGACGGCUAAUGUGGGUUCAAAUCAACUCAGACUGCUCCUUGCAUAUUGCUACUCUGUGAAAAUGAUAUAUAAUAUAAUUUUAUAUAUAAAACUAAUCUACAGUGUUGAAAUUAGCUCAGAUUCAGAAUGAAUCAACAGAUUGAAAGGUGAGCAUAUUAACUAGCUUCAACUGUAGCUGAACUUCAACCUCAGCCUCUUGUUUCGGGGCAAUGAACUGUGUUUGUCAAUAUUUUCUAGUACAUCCAAAGUGAUUAGUGAUAGAUACAUCAUAUUUGUGCAAUGUGUUGUACUCCAUCAGUGUGUGGUUUGACUCAUUGUAGUCUGUGUACCUAAAAAGCAGGUUUAAGUCAGUUUGAUAAUGAUAACAUUAUCGAAGGUGAAUGUUUCCCAACUCUCCCCCAAAGACAGAUAUCACUAAAUGAUCCAUCAGGACAUGGGUGUGUCAUAUGAAAAUGCAAAGAGAUUUAUUGUCUUUCUUUGCAUACCAUUUUGCUCUUUUGGGUCUUGGUUACAAUAUGCUGAAGUGCAGCUGGUUUCCUGUAGGGGGCAGUGCCGUGCAGACUUACGGUGUGAGGAGCAACUACAUUUUGAGGCUUUACUCGUCAGUUGCUCUGCACAAAGUACUUACAACUACCACAUGUAUUUCACAUAGUUGUUCCUAUGAUGACUUAAACUAACGCAAAUAGCAGGCACUAAAGAGAUCCCUGUCAAAGGUGAUGAACUGCAGUGAGGAAAUCAUUCACUUUUGUCAAAGGGGACUUGUAGAUGAUUUGUUGUACUAUAAUACUAUAAUAGUAAGUAAAACUACGCUCUUUUGAAAUAAGUGCUUACAAGAAUAACAUUUAGAGAUGAUUUGGGAUUCUUCUAAAAAUGACACGCGCCAUGUGUACUGAUGCAUUUUGCCUGGAUUUCAUGAAGCCAUUAUGUGGUUUGCUCACAUGAUCCCUCCUUAUGAUGUGGUUGACAUGUGUUCCUAUAUCAUCAAAGGGGGUCUUGACAGAAAAAGUUUGGGAACCACUGUCUUACAGUAAGAAUUAUCCUGAUCAUUAUAUGCUUUCAUUUAACCUGCAUUGAUUUAUUCAGGAAACAUGAUUCUUUCCCCAAAGUAACAUUUUGUAUUCUAGAGCCAAAUCAUUAGCAGCCACCAAUCUAGUUCUAACGUGUAGGCAAGAUUUAUUGCGUGUUAAUUAUUACCAAAACCAGAGUGUCUAUCUGCAUGCAGAGACACGCCUCACAACAUAUACAGUCUCUGUCUCACUGUCUCACCUUCCUGCUUCCAGCUCUUGCUUGGCAGUCACACAGGAUGUAAAAUGGCAAAUAGUGUUCAGAGCUUUUCAGUGUGAUCUAAUCUAUUUAUAGUAUAAUUUAUAAUAUAGUCUUUUUGAAACUACUUCUCAGUAGUUGGACUUUUUUAUUUCAUGUUUGAGCAUGAAAGCAAUGUUGAGUAUGUUUUAAAAAAGCUAAAGUUACUAAAUUGUUAUGUAUGUUGUAUUACCUUGUGUCCUAAGAUGCACUUUUUGUUUUUUAAUUAAAAUGAGUAUAAAAGGGAAUAUUUCUAACUUGUUUUUUUGUGUUGGCAUACUGUGACAGUCUGUACUAUCUCUGGUUAAAACUGCGACAUCUUUUCAUUAAAUCGGUUUGAGAAGUUGAAAAUGUUCCUCGAUUUGGGUCUCAGCUUGUCAUUCAGGGGUGAUGGUGGGUCCCACAACCAGACCAGUUGAGAACCACUGCCAUAAACGAAAGGGAUAUUGUCACCAGUGGUGACAAUAUUUCAGGACAAAUUAUACUUGAGCUGUCAUAAAACUGCAAAAUAGAUGCACUCAGCGUAAAGCUGAAGGGACAAGCAGAAGUCAAAUAGUAAUUGUAACUUAGCAUAACAAAGAGAAGUACUUCAGUAUGAAACAAGUUAUCAUUCAGGAGGGCCAAUGUAAGUGAGCUACUUAUGCCAAUUAAUUUAGUAUAAGCAGAUGUUUCCAUUCUAUGUAUAUUGGAUUCAUGUGGAACUCUUUAAAAACCACGCAAUGCCACAUUGUUACAGUAUUUGUUUAAAAUCACUCAACAGUACAGUUGCAUCUCUUCUUUCUGUGUUUAUAUGUCACAUUACUUCUGUCCCAUCAUCUUCUAUUAGCUUUGUUUAAAUAGAAAUGCACGUCCAACUGGGAGGAGAGCCCAGGGAAGACCCAGGACACGCUG
Cyclopterus lumpus (lumpfish) is the source of this 4329-nucleotide messenger RNA. Its product is annotated as arrestin domain-containing protein 3-like. NCBI's taxonomy places the organism in Eukaryota, Metazoa, Chordata, Actinopteri, Perciformes, Cyclopteridae. Gene Ontology annotation, biological process: protein transport. The transcript is spliced from 6 exons. Gene Ontology annotation, cellular component: cytoplasm; plasma membrane. The coding region runs from base 202 to 1155 and encodes 317 amino acids. The record is from RefSeq and is a predicted model, not a curated record.